Messenger RNA from Piliocolobus tephrosceles (Ugandan red Colobus), 1420 nucleotides. It is a transcript of the gene MVB12A, whose product is annotated as multivesicular body subunit 12A. The transcript is spliced from 4 exons. The record is from RefSeq and is a predicted model, not a curated record. Gene Ontology annotation, cellular component: ESCRT I complex; cytosol. Bases 319 to 735 code for a protein of 138 amino acids. Gene Ontology annotation, biological process: viral budding; virus maturation; receptor catabolic process. NCBI's taxonomy places the organism in Eukaryota, Metazoa, Chordata, Mammalia, Primates, Cercopithecidae.
GCUUUGCAGGGAACGAGUCUCUUGGUUGUGUGCCGUAGCAUUUCCGGCGGAAGUUGCUGGGCGAGGAAAGCCGGCAAGACCUUUUUCCGCAAUCGUCGCUCACGCGCGCAACCCAGGCGACGCGUGGGGGCGUGGCCCCGCCUCCCCACGCCAUUGGCCAGCAGCCCCUCGGGCACGCGUAUACUGCGCUUCCGGGCACUCUCCGCCCCGCAUGGCCUUCUGGUAGUUGUAGUUCGACCGCGAGCGCUGCCGUCGGGAGGCUGCUCCGAGGUUCCAGGCUGUCCCCCACUACCCCGCCUUGGGCGCUCCGCUCGCAGGAUGGAUCCCGUACCCGGGACAGACUCGGCGCCGCUGGCUGGCCUGGCUUGGUCGUCGGCCUCUGCAUCCCCGCCGCGGGGGUUCAGCGCGAUCUCCUGCACCGUCGAGGGGGCACCCGCCAGCUUUGGCAAGAGCUUCGCGCAGAAAUCUGGCUACUUCCUGUGCCUUAGUUCUCUGGGCAGCCUAGAGAACCCCCAGGAGAACGUGGUGGCCGAUAUCCAGAUCGUGGUGGACAAGAGCCCCCUGCCGCUGGGCUUCUCCCCGGUCUCCGACCCCAUGGAUUCCAAGGCCUCUGUGUCCAAGAAGAAACGCAUGUGUGUGAAGCUGUUGCCCCUGGGAGCUGCAGACACAGCUGUGUUUGAUGUCCGGCUGAGUGGAAAGACCAAGACAGUGCCUGGAUACCUUCGAAUAGGGUAGGGCCACCCCCCAGUGUCUAGCUACCUUCCCUGCCCUCCCAACUCAUGAUCUCGCGAAUCUGACCCUCAGGGACAACCUUGAGGUCUCCUGUUCCUUCUGCCACCUUCUGAGCCUCAGAUUCUGCAUGUUAAAACCGAGACACUGUCAUUAGGAGUCAGUGACUUGGUGUCUAAAGUAGACAGAACAGGACUGAGCGCAGUGACUCACACCUGUAAUCCCAGCACUUUGGGAGGCAGAGAUGGGCGGAUCACAAGAUCAAGUGAUCGAGACCAUCCUGGCUAACAUGUUGAAACUCCAUCUCUACUGAAAAUACAAAAAAUUAGCCAGGCCUGGUGGCACACGCCUGUAGUCCAGCUACUUGGGAGGCUGAGGCAGGAGAAUCGCUUGAACCUGUGAGGUGGAGGUUGCAAUGAGCUGAGAUCGUGCUGCUGCACUCCAGUCUGGGCAACAAAGUGAGACUCUGUCUCAAAAAGAAAAGAAAAUAAAAUAAGUAAAAAUAAAGUAGACACAAUGAUGAUUUGAACCCAGCAGUAUUAGUUUGGCAUGGUGCUUAGGGUGCGGGUCAAGAUGCUAAAACAAAAAUCCCUCAAAAGGCUGGGUGCGGUGGCUCACACCUGUAAUCCCAGCACUUUGGGAGGCCGAGGCAGCCAGAUCACCUGAGGUCAGGAGUUCGAGACGAGCCUGG